Messenger RNA from Paramecium sonneborni, 1435 nucleotides. The record is from the annotation of a GenBank genome assembly. Lineage: Eukaryota; Ciliophora; Oligohymenophorea; Peniculida; Parameciidae.
AUGAAAUAAUAACCUAAUUAUUAAACUUUCACAAGUAUUUUUGAUCUAGAGCAGUCAAAAACAUUUUGGGAACCAUUGUAAUAACCACUUCAGGCAGAGCGAUUACUUUACUAAGGAAAAUUCUUUGAAUUCAUUGGAAAUGUAUGGGUUGAAGAACAUUAUGAACUUUAUCCAGAAAUACUAUGUAAAGGUUAAUUUUAUAUGAAAUUACCUGGAAUGUAAAUCAGAAGACUCAAACCAAAUGAAACUUAUGGUCCCCAUAAAUAUGGAUUAGGUUUAUUAAAAGGACCUUACAGGUUGUUGUUAUAUACCGAAUCAGUUGAAUAGCUAAAUUAAUGGUAUUAAGUCCAUAGAGUUUAGGCAUGACUACUUGAAAAGACUUUGUCUAUUGCCCAAUUUUAACAAACGUCAUAAAGUUGUUAAUAAGAUCAAGAAUUCCCUUAAUUUUUAUGAUUGCUACAAAUGUAUUAAUGGGCAGCAAUAUUAAGUCAAAAUUCUCGAAAAAUCUUAAAUAAUUCAAACAAAACACUUCAUAAAAGAAAUUUAAAUUUUGCGUCGUUUAAAUCACCCUUAAAUCUAAAAAUUAUUAGAAGUUUAUGAAGACAGCAAUACUGUCUAUAUUUUAUUUGAUAAAUUCUUAGGUCACUCGCUUAAAACUAAAUUGCCAGAUUAUUGGAAGUAAUUUAGAUAUUUAAUAUAUAGUUUAACAGAAAAACAAUAAGCUGAGGUAUGUUUCAAGUUGUUAAAUGCCUUAGCACAUAUACAUUAAAAAAAUAUCAUUCACAAGGAUAUAAGACCAGAGAACAUUAUCUAAAUAAAUAAUUAAUUAAAUAAUCUCAUUAUUGCUAACUUUGCAAGUGCUGAUUCAAAAGAAAAAUGCCAAAAAAGAAAAGUAUUUAACCCAGGUUUCAUGGCUCCUGAAUUAUUUCAAAAUAGAAACUUUGAUGAUAAAAUAGAUAUAUUCUCUUUAGGUGUUAUAUUUUAUGGUAUCCUCUACUGUAAAUAUCCUUUCGAAGGAAAAGACUUUAGGGAUACUGCGACAUUAAAUGAAAAAUGUGAAAUAAAUUUUGAAUACUCAAAGAAAUUAUCUUCCUCAGCCAUUGAAUUACUAUAGGGAAUGCUAAAGAAAGAUCCAAAUUAGAGGUUAAAUUCAUAAACUGCAUUAAAACAUCAUUGGUUUAUAAAUGCCAAAAGUAAAGAAUAAAUGAAAGGAAAAUUACUUGGAGCUCCUUCACUUUCAACUAUCCAAGAAAAAUCAGAAAUCGAUAUUUCAAUGUAGGAUCGAUAAUUAAAUAAAUAAUAAUCUAAAUUAAGAGCUAAAUCUUUAGAUACAUUAUUCAUUUAGGAUGCAAAUGAAGUAGAAUAAAUUCCUUUACAUCAGAAAAUUCAAAAAAUGACAAUUAUUCAAUUUAAUCCAUCUAAAUUUAAUCAUUGA